CUUAAUUUGUUUCUGUUGUUGUCGUUUUUAGGGGUUUUUCAUGGAUAAUGCAGGCGUUGCUGUCCAAAGUAAUAUACUUAAAAAUUAUAAUCGCUAAGCGCCCCAACCUAAUUAUGUAAAUGGAUUUCAAUCUUCUCGCUUUGGGCAAGUUUUGCCCGGAAAGCAGCAAAAGGAAAAACAAGUUUUUCGGGCGCAACUUUGGCAGCGGAAAGCGCGUCAACAGAGGCCAAAAAAUGAGUGAAACAAGUAGCAAUAGCUUCAGUGAAAAACCUCGGGCGAUCACAGUAAAAGCGAAUGAAACUCCCAACCGUGCCCUGAGUAGCAUGAAGGACAAAUAUGCUACGAAAAUCUUCCUAUGCGAGUUAUGCACGUACAGCUCAGUGCGGAGGCAUAACUUUGUGAGACACAUAAAAUCUCAUUCUUUUGCGAAGCCUUACAGGUGCAUCUUAGCGUUAGAGGAAAACACGUCAACGGAAGCCAAAGAAAUGAGUGAAGCAGAAGGCAAUAGCUCCAGUGACGAACCUCAGGCAAUCAUUGUAAGAGCGAACGAAACUCCCAAACGUGCCUCGAGUAGCAAGAAGGACAAAUAUGCUACGAAAAUCUUCCUAUGCGAUUUUUGCAAGUACAGUUCAGUGUGGAGGCGUAACUUUGUGAAGCACAUAAAAUCUCAUACUGGUCCGAAGCCGUACAAGUGCGCCAUUUGCAACGCUCGGUUCCUGUACAACAGCAUCUACGUUGCACACAUGAAGACGCACGCGGCGGACAGCUCAUACCAUUGCAAGCUGUGCAGCUACACGUGCGGGCGCCAGAGCGACUUGGACAUGCACACGAUGCGCGCGCACUCCUGGCAGCAGCCGUACUGCUGCCGGAUAUGCGACUACCAGUGCGUCCGCACCGCCAGCCUGCGGACCCACAUGAUGACGCACACCGGAGAGAAGCUGUCCGUUUGUGCUCGGUGCUCCUACCGGUCGGCGGAUAGGUGCAAGCUGCUGAGACACAUGCUGAAGCACACGGGCAAAGAGCCGUAUUACUGUGACGUUUGUUUCGCGAGCUUCACUCUAAAGAUCAAUCUGUGCAUUCACAUGAGAACUCAUAUAGGCAAGCGGUUCUUCAGCUGCGACCAGUGCCUGUACAUAAGUUUAAAUAAAAGCGACUUGAUAAUUCACGAGCGAGUACACUUCGGCAGUAAAGCGUUCAGCUGCGACCUGUGCAAUUACAAAUGCGCGCAGAAGGAAUAUUUGGAUAAGCAUAAGAGAGAGCACGCCGGCGAAACGCUGUAUUCCUGUAAUUACUGCAGCUUCCAAUGCUCGCAAAGAAUAUAUUUAGAAAACCACGUCUGGACCCACAGCAGCGAGAAGUCCUAUUCUUGCAACACCUGUGACUACAAGUACUGGCACGCCCACGUUCUAAAACCUCUCGUGAGCCUUGAAACUGGAACCAAACCUUACCUAUGUGACUUUUGCGACUACGAGUGUACUCAAAAAUGCCAGAUGAAUACCCAUGUGAGAACCCACACACAUGAACAAUUUUACUCCUGUGAGAAGUGUGAUUAUAAAAGUUUUGAAAAAAAACAAUUAAGAAUUCACAUGAGGACGCACGCCCAGCGAUAUUCUUGUAGACAUUGUGAUUAUAAAUGCAUACAAAAGAAUCAAUUGAUUUGCCAUAUGAGGACCCACGGGGAGACAAAACCAUUCUUUUGUGAGCUUUGUGACUAUAAAGGCAAACUAAAACAUCACCUAAAGUCUCAUAUGAAGGCACAUACAGGUGAAAAACCGUUUUCUUGUGGGCUAUGCGACUACAAAGCUUCGCAUAAACAUCAUUUAAAGAUUCACAUGAGCAAUCACGCCAGUGGCAAGUAUUUUUGCUAUCGUUGCGGCUUUAAGAGUAAGAAAUCCAAAGUCCUUAAACUGCACAUGGAGACACAUCGGUGAAAACCUAAGCUUUGUUACUAUGUCACUAUGUGUACGGGAAAAAAAAAUCCAUAUAAUUAAAGAAAUUGAGAUAAUAAAC
Molecule: messenger RNA, 2010 nt
Organism: Pararge aegeria (speckled wood butterfly)
Lineage: Eukaryota; Metazoa; Arthropoda; Insecta; Lepidoptera; Nymphalidae
Product: zinc finger protein OZF-like
Exons: 3
Coding region: 120-1931 (603 amino acids)
Biological process (GO): regulation of transcription by RNA polymerase II
Cellular component (GO): nucleus
Molecular function (GO): DNA-binding transcription factor activity, RNA polymerase II-specific; RNA polymerase II transcription regulatory region sequence-specific DNA binding
Source: RefSeq, a predicted model, not a curated record